AGUGUGGUAGCCAGAGGGCGGUGGCAUUUCUCUCUCUCUGCGUAAACGGAGAGACUGGAGACGGAGAGAGCGCACGGAGUGAAAAGCAAAGCUUAGUGGCAAGGCAAGCAGUGCCGCCGACACGAGUCAAAGGACCCCGUGGUUAUUUCCACCACCUCUCUCCUCUCGCAGCUCAACCUGCGCCUCUUCAGACGGACUUAAGACGUCGGGACUAGAGCCUGUGUACACCUACCCACCUUUUGGUUUUGGACUCGUUUGAUUAAUCAGCAGAUCCUGUGCUGGUGGAGGGGGGCGGGGGGGUUCUCAUUUAUCCCCCACCGUGGACCGAGGAGUUUUGCGUGUUUAUGUGUUUUACGCGUUGCUGGUAAUGGGGAAAAGUGGACAGAGAAGUGGAAUAGGACACGGGGCUUGCAGCUUGGUGAGGAUGUGCGCCACGCCGGGGAUCCUGGUUCUCCUGGUGCUCGUACACCCAGGAGUCGGCCAAGUGAGAGAUGAUGAUGACUUCUUGAGCCUGAGCGAGCUCCCGGAGACCUUCCCCUCAGACCCGCCGGAGCCCUUACCUCACUUCCUGUUUGAACCUGAGGAAGGGUACAUUGUCAAGAAUAAGCCUGUCAAUCUCUACUGCAAAGCGACGCCUGCCACACAGAUUUACUUCAAGUGCAACAGCGAGUGGGUCCAUCAGAAGGACCACACUGUGGAGGAGAGAGUGGACGAAAACUCAGGUCUGGUGGUAAGAGAAGCCAGUAUAGAAAUAACACGGCAGCAAGUGGAAGAGCUGUUUGGUCCCGAAGAUUACUGGUGUCAGUGUGUGGCCUGGAGCUCUGCUGGAACCACCAAAAGUCGCAAGGCGCAUGUCCGCAUUGCAUACCUGAAGAAGUCAUUCGAACAGGAACCCUUGGGAAAGGAAGUAUCUCUGGAGCAGGAAGUGCUGCUACAGUGUCGCCCUCCAGAGGGCAUACCAGCUGCUGAGGUGGAGUGGUUGAAGAACGAGGAGAUAAUUGACCCAGCGGAGGACAGGAACUUUUAUAUCACCAUCGACCACAACCUGAUCAUCAAACAGGCGCGUCUGUCUGACACAGCCAACUACACAUGUGUGGCUAAGAAUAUAGUGGCCAAAAGACGAAGCACCACGGCAACUGUUAUUGUUUAUGUGAAUGGUGGUUGGUCGACAUGGACGGAGUGGUCGGUGUGUAACAGCCGAUGUGGUCGAGGCUUCCAGAAACGAACCAGAAGCUGCACUAAUCCCGCCCCUCUCAAUGGAGGACUGCCCUGUGAUGGACAAGCCAUCCAAAAACUGUCCUGCACCACACUUUGUACCGUGGAUGGUGUGUGGACAGAGUGGAGUAAGUGGUCGGCCUGUGGGACAGAGUGUACCCAGUGGAGGAGGAGGGAGUGCAACAACCCAGCUCCUAAAAACGGAGGAAAGGACUGCGAGGGGCUCGUACUCCAGUCUCAGAACUGUACCGACGGACUCUGUAUGCAAACUUCAUUGUUUCAGAAGUCAUCUGAGUCCAAAGAAAAGACUGAUUUGGGAAUCCCAUCUGCUCCGAGUACAGAUGAUGUGGCGCUGUACGUGGGCAUUGUCAUCGCAGUGAUUAUGUGCCUGGUCAUCUCUGUCAUCGUGGCGCUCUUUGUCUACCGCAAGACACACCGUGACUUUGACUCAGUCAUCAUUGACACCUCAGCGCUCAAUGGAGGCUUCCAGUCUGUUAAUAUCAAAACAGCCAGAUCAGCUGAUCUACUGACGGCUCCUCCUGACUUGACGAAUGCGGCUGCCAUGUACCGUGGUCCAGUGUAUGCCCUCCAUGAUGUGUCAGAUAAAAUCCCAAUGACCAACUCCCCUCUCUUGGACCCUCUUCCCAACUUGAAGAUCAAAGUGUACAACUCCUCUGGUCUGGUCACACCGCAGGAUGACCUCGGAGGAGACUUCACAUCCAAACUGUCUCCUAAGGUAACUCAGUCUCUGUUGGAUAACAGUGACACCAUGAACCUCCGCAACCAGAGCUUAGCCCGAACAAGAGACCCCUCCUGCACAGCCCACGGGUCCUUCAACAACCAGGGAGGACACCUCAUCGUUCCAAACUCUGGUGUGAGUUUGUUGGUUCCAGCGGGUGCUGUUCCUCAGGGUAGGGUGUACGAGAUGUAUGUGACUGUGCACAGAAAGGACAGCUUGAGACCCCCGGUCGAGGACAUCCAGACAGUGCUGAGCCCUGUGGUGAGUUGUGGACCUCCAGGAGCCCUGCUGACCAGACCAGUGAUCCUCACCAUCCACCACUGCGCUGACAAUGUCCAGGAAGACUGGCUCAUACAGCUGAAGAACCAACUGGCCAUGGGAGAGUGGGAGGAUGUGGUUGUCGUGGGAGAGGAAAACUUCACCACCCCCUGCUAUGUGCAGAUGGACUCAGAGGCAUGUCACAUCUUAACAGAGACACUGGGGACUUACUGCCUGGUGGGCCAAUCAAUGGGCAAGGCAGCCGCCAAGAGGCUCAAACUGGCUGUUUUUGGACCCGUCUCCUGCACAACAUUGGACUAUCACAUCAGGGUCUAUUGUCUGGAUGACACACAGGAUGCACUCAAGGAGGUUCUUCAGAUGGAGACCCAGAUGGGAGGGAAGCUUCUGGACGAGCCAAAGACUCUGAACUUUAAAGACAGCACACACAAUCUGAGACUGUCAAUCCACGACGUGCCACACACACACUGGAAGAGCAAGCUCAUCGCAAAGUAUCAGGAGAUCCCAUUUUACCAGGUGUGGAGCGGCGGUCAGAGAACUCUUCACUGCACCUUCACCCUGGAGAGACUGAGCCCAGCCACCACAGAGAUCAGCUGCAAACUGUGUGUGCGGCAGGUGGAGGGAGAAGGACAGAUCUUUCAGCUCAGCAACACUUUGGAGGAGGAGGUCCAAUGCAUAGACACGUCCCUGAUGGACCCCGCCAGUAAUAUCACAACCUUAGUGGGGCCUAAUGCCUUCCGCAUUCCUUUAUCCAUCAGACAGAAGCUGUGUGGCAGUCUGGAUGCACCGCAGACCAGAGGCAAUGACUGGAGGAUGCUGGCCCACAAACUCAACCUUGACAGGUACCUGAAUUACUUUGCCACCAAGUCCAGUCCAACAGGUGUGAUCCUGGAUCUCUGGGAGGCCCAGCACUUUCCCGAUGGAGACCUAAAUGAACUGGCCGCUGUGUUGGAAGAGAUGGGUCGCCAUGACAGCACCCUCGCCUCCAUGACAACGGAACAUUGACAUAGCAAAGUGGUUACCAGACAAUGACAAAAAGAGACGAUUACACGUGAAUUCUCUACGGUUGAUACUGCAGGAAGGGCAAUGAACGACUUAGAUGUGAGCAAAAGAAAAGUUGUUGCCAUGGUGAUUGAGUACCAGUUAAAUACCAUGGUAAUCAAGUCGACAUGGUAACAGACAGAACGAGAGGUGCUCGAGCUGGUGCUGGAACGCUAUGCGUAUCUUUAUAUGUGUGUUUGCGCGAUGUUGCAGUGUCGUGUGUGACCGGAGGAGAGAUAACCCUACCUACCACACAAACAGUCUAUCAGGAACAAACAAAACAUACACACGCCUAAAAAAAGACCUUGUCUAGUGUAACACCAGUUGUUCUCUUGCUGUUACUUUAUACUGAACAAAGACAAGCAAGGAAAAGAAAAAGAAGCAGCCGAAGUACUGACCUUGAAAACCUCCAUAGGAAUGGAACAGUAUCAUAAAGGGAGAGAAGCUAAACUGAUUACAGAAGAGUGGGAGAAGGUAGAUUGAGGAAAGAGAGAGAGUGACUUAGAGGCUCUUUAGUAAGAUGAGAGUAAACAAAGAGAGAAGCUAAACUGAUUACAAAAGGGAGGGAAGAUGCAAACAUAAAAUGAUGGAAGAAGCUGCAGAUGAUCAUCUGAAAGGACAGGAUGGAAAACAGAUAAUGAGAGAGGGGAGAUGAAGAAGUGAUCCCACUCCUCUCCUGUUAGCCUUGGCUGUACGUGUUUGCCAGUACAGUUUGUUGUCUUUAUAUCGUUUCCUAGGGAACGCUCUAUGUAUUCUGCUGUCCAUAUGUGUGGAUCAUUUCCUGCUAACAGAAUUCGCUACACAGUGACUGUCAAUCAAUAGUCCUGACCAGAAACAAGCCCGAGACAACAGGUUUCCCUAUUUGCCUGACAUAACAUCAUAAGUGAUGUUUAAAUUAGUGCUAGAUAAAGCAGUGAGUUUGUGGCUUUCUUCCACAACAUGAAGAUAAAUCGUCUAGGUCACAGGAAAUCAGGAAUUACAAAAUCAAAGGCAACCGAACAUGCUGUCCACUUGCCUUUUAACUUCUAAUGUCAAAUUUCCUUAAAAUAGCCAGUCCAAAGAUUAUUACCUGAUGGAUGCAAGUGAAAACUUGUGUUUUGUUUGCCAAUCUCAAUGGAGAAUUGUUGUGACAGAUUUGUUAAAUUGUCUGUUUUGAGGUAUAUUUAAAAUUGCACUUAUGAUAAACAGAUAAACAAGGUAAAGAUACAGAUGGUCAGUUAUUUAUUAUAUUUAUGUUCAAUGUACUACAGUACAGUAUACAGUACAUAAAUAUGUUUGUUUUAUAGGAGUCGGCAUUGACUAUUUUUAGAAAUGUACAUAUUUUUCUUCAGGAAAACAACUUUUCCCGAAGAAAAAUAUAUAAAUUUCUGCACUGCUGCUGCUCUGUACCUCCCCAAAGAGGAGUUUUUUGGGGGAUUCCAGCUAUCAUCACCACUAAUGGUUAACUACAACCUCAGAUCCAGGAGUCUCUCUGAGAGACUGCUGGGGCUUGUUUCUGGACAGGGUCCAACUCAGAGAAAAGAGAGAAGAAGCAAAAAGGAAUGAACUAGAAGUGAAAACACAAGUGUUUUUAAAUAGCGUAAUAUACAAAGUACCAUAGUGUUACGUGAUAGUGAAUUAAAGACAGCUGAUAUCAUUCAUUACCGCUAAAUGUACGCAAAUAUACUGAUUUUUAUCAAUCAUAUUUUAAUUUACUAAAAUAUAUAUAGCCUACAUAUAUAUAUUUCUUUCAUUUUUUCGGUGUUGCAUCAUCACAGGAUGUCAGUUGUUACCUGCCAUCAGGCCACAUGUGAUUUCAUCUGUGAUCACCACCAUGACUUUGCUGGUCACUAGCACCAUCCAGUGGCCUUUAAAGUGUAACAGCAUUUACAUUUUUUUUUUUUUGAUCGUCUGAAACGUGUAAAUACAUGAUUAUCAUGUUCAUCCUAAUGACCUUGUAUUACCAUAAUAUUUUUGUUGAGUGAUCAUUAUUGUGUUAUUUACCUUAACAUUUUUUUUUUUUUUUUGCCAUUUUAAUGUUUUUAUAGAUGUGAACUGUGUGUGGGGGGGUGGGGGAUCUGUAACAUAUCAGUUAGUUGCCCUUUUUCUCAAACAAUUAUCCGUCAGCAACUAACAUUCCAACUCAUGGUGUAUUUGUUGAAAAAUUUGCAAGUUAGAGCUAAAAAUCAAGAUAACAACAAAGGGGGUUGAUGUAAAAUGAAGUGUAAUAUAUUUGUGUUUUGCAGAACAACAUUGUGAACCAAGGCUGGCUGUCAAAUGUAUGCACUGACCCCAGACAACAUGUCUGAUGAAAAGGUGUAACUCCAAUACGCAAGCUUUGAGGGAAAAAAACAGCCUUAUUUUUAGUGGCUUUUGAAACACUGUCUGAUGCCCCCAGGGACAUGAACUCUAUCCACCAUGUAAGAGACAGCAUGAACACGCGGUUCAAAGGAAAUACAUGUAAAAUAUUCAAAACCUGGAGUUUAGAUAUUUCUGCUCUGGACUAUGGAGAGACGCCAUAUGAAACUGAACAUCAGGUAUGUAGAGGAGAUACUGAGGAGGAUAUUGUAAAGAAAACCAAGCAGGCAGAGGCUGCGUUAACACUGGUGCAAAAGGUCAGAUCUUCACCUGGUUAUGACAGAUUUGAUCUCGUGGCUAUCCACACAGGAGGAAACCUUGAGACAUAGAUUUUUUUUUUUUCACAUUGAUUUUUCUUUCUUUGUGCAGUCCGUCAGAAAUGUGCGAGUUAAGAAUCACACCUCUUGUACCGGUGUUAAACCAGACGUAGUACACGCAGUCGUCAAAAUGUGUGCGUGUUGAUUUCAGACAGCCUUAUGAACCAAAUCAGAAAAGGUGCAUGGUUAAAUGACAGAGUGGAUGUCUUGUGCGUUUGCAAAUGUUACUGCUGAUGUCAGAUGUGAGGAAAUCAAAGGGAUAAAAGCCUAAAACAUCAACUCAUCAAUUCAGUUUGUUUCAGAACAAAACAUGAACCCAAAGGUGACAAAAAUGUCUCUUUCAUACAAUGUGAUCAUCAACAUCUCCAAUUAACGCAAAGGUAGAACUCACAGUCAUAUGAGAUCUCAUUUUUAACCGAUGAAACGUGUUCAAGGAAACAAUCAGUUAAGAAAUGUAAGUUACAAAUUACUGUGUAACUUCACCCAAAAUUUGAUCCUUGCCAUGUUCUGAGUCUACAGUUUACCAGCAGGAUAGACUGUUAAUGGAGAGUAGACUGAUGAAAGGAGUUUCCAUGAGGAGAGCACAUGUAGGCCUCCAGAAGGUGAUCCUUCAUGAUGUGAAAAUGAAGAAAGUAGUGUUAAGAUAUCAAAGUAUGUAAAAAUAUUUUCUAUCCACAGUAUGUACAGUUGUGUACUGUCAGCUAUAUUUGGCAAAUUUCAGAAUAUAAAAAAGAGCAGUACAGUUAGAUACUAGUUUGUAUGUUUCAAGUUUUUUUUUAUUUAAGUUUCUUUCCUUUUUUGUAAAAGCAGUGUCUACUAUGCAAACUUGGCAUUGGUUAUCAUGAUAGAAGUCUAUAACUAGAGCUGUCCUUGUAAGUGCAUUUUUAUUUUACUAUCAGGAGUGAUUUGAUUUGAUUAGUGCGGGGUAGUGUUGGUCCAUUUUAGCUAAUUCUGGCACGCUUCAUGAAUCUUGCUCAAUCUUGCUGAAUGCUCGCCUCUCUAUCUCCUCUAAUUGUUUUCUGUACAAAGUGUAAGAAAGAAUUUUUAAGACAAUUAAUAAAUUAUAUUUAUAAGCAA
Molecule: messenger RNA, 7002 nt
Organism: Seriola aureovittata
Lineage: Eukaryota; Metazoa; Chordata; Actinopteri; Carangiformes; Carangidae
Gene: unc5ca
Product: unc-5 netrin receptor Ca
Exons: 18
Coding region: 368-3235 (955 amino acids)
Biological process (GO): netrin-activated signaling pathway
Cellular component (GO): membrane
Molecular function (GO): netrin receptor activity; protein binding
Source: RefSeq, a predicted model, not a curated record